AUGAGUGACAGAAAAAAGCCAAAACUAUCGCAUGCUUUCACAAAUGCAAAAAGUGGCGUGACAUGGCUGGUGUGAUAUAAAGCCUCUGGGAAAAUGCUAUCUAGGAAAAUGAAAUAUAAAUACUCGAAUAAUGAAGAUGAUGAAAUUAAUUUUGCAGCAUAUUCGUGUUGUCCGGAAGGCGUUGCAAAACCGUCCAGAGGUAUCAAUCCCAAAUAUAUCCAUUUUCAAUGAUCGGGAAAGAGCUUAGCAGAUCUUGAUGAAGAUUUUCCAACAAACCUUCCUUUAUUUUAUCGUCUUACGUAUCAAACUCUUAAGUGCAUGGCCGAAAUGCAUAGUCGAGGCAUUACUCACGGAAAUCUAAGUAAAAAGAAGAUCUUUUAUUAUAAGUCGAAAUUCAAGAUUGCAUAUUUUGAAAAAGGCUCAAAGAGUGAAUUCCUUGAUCCUAUUUCAUCGAUUAGUUCACUACCCCUUAUCUCAGAUGCAGAACAAAAGAAUCUUAUCUUGAAUAAAAAAAUAGAUGUAAAAAAUCUUGGCCUUAUACUAUUGAAAUGCAUAAAGCCUAAUUUCCCGAUUUCAAAGCUGGGAAGUUUAAGUGAAGGAGCUAUGGAAAAUUUUGUUGAAAGAAAGAUUCGGAAACUUGAUUUACGGAUCAGAAAUCUUUUUAGGAAAAUGCUAACAUUUCAUGAUCACAAUAGAUGCUCUAUGGAAGAAGUAUUCCAAGAUUGGGAAACAACUGUAAUCGCUGUAGAAGCAAACAAGAGCUUGAAUGAGAGAACAGUUUCAAGGUAA
Messenger RNA from Blepharisma stoltei, 789 nucleotides. The record is from the annotation of a GenBank genome assembly. NCBI's taxonomy places the organism in Eukaryota, Ciliophora, Heterotrichea, Heterotrichida, Blepharismidae.